GUGACGCGACUUUACAAGUUUUUAACUAUUAAAAUAAAUUGUGAAAUAUAUACUAUUGUUUGAUUUCAACUCCUAAAAAGAAGACGCUUAAGUAAAAAUGGCUGAUAAUGAUGAUCUUUUGGAUUAUGAAGAUGAGGAGCAGACCGAAACUACCGUCGCUGAAGUUCCAGAAGCUCCAAAGAAGGAUGUGAAAGGCACGUACGUGUCAAUUCACAGUUCUGGCUUCCGUGACUUUUUGUUGAAGCCGGAAAUUUUGCGUGCAAUAGUUGAUUGCGGUUUCGAGCAUCCGUCCGAAGGUAAAUUUUUGUUAUAUGUAUUUAUACAUACCUGAAUGUAUGCACAUAUGAAACCAAUGUUGCUUCUUGGUUUCCACUUUUAUGAUGAUAAAAUUGAUAGGGACAACUGAUAUAUAAUAUUAUGAUCGAUUUAUCAUAUUAAAAUCUGACACUUUUAUUUGUAAUCUAUUAAGAAAAAAUAGUUUGAAAUACAAAUAUAUGUAAAUAUUUUAAAUAUGAUUGCAGUGCAACACGAGUGCAUACCACAGGCUGUACUGGGUAUGGAUAUCUUAUGUCAGGCUAAGUCGGGUAUGGGUAAGACUGCUGUUUUUGUACUUGCGACUUUACAACAGCUGGAACCGACAGAGAAUGUGGUAUACGUAUUAGUCAUGUGUCACACUCGUGAAUUAGCAUUCCAAAUAAGCAAAGAGUACGAAAGAUUCUCGAAGUAUAUGCCGGCUGUAAAGGUUGGUGUAUUCUUCGGUGGAUUAUCCAUACAAAAAGAUGAAGAAUCUUUGAAGGGUACGACACCUCACAUUGUUGUAGGUACACCCGGCCGUAUUCUUGCUUUGAUACGCAACAAAAAAUUAAACUUGAAGCAUUUGAAACACUUUAUUCUUGACGAAUGUGACAAAAUGUUGGAACAACUAGAUAUGCGUCGUGAUGUACAGGAAAUUUUCCGCAGCACUCCACAUGGAAAACAAGUCAUGAUGUUUUCCGCCACAUUGAGCAAGGAAAUACGUCCAGUAUGCAAAAAAUUCAUGCAAGAUCCCAUGGAAGUAUAUGUGGAUGACGAAGCAAAAUUGACAUUGCACGGACUACAACAGCAUUAUGUCAAAUUGAAGGAAAAUGAGAAAAACAAAAAAUUGUUUGAAUUAUUGGAUGUACUCGAAUUUAAUCAAGUUGUAAUUUUUGUAAAAUCGGUACAACGCUGCAUGGCGCUAGCUCAAUUGCUUACUGAACAAAAUUUCCCCGCAAUUGGCAUACAUCGUGGUAUGACCCAAGAAGAGCGUUUAAACCGUUAUCAACAGUUUAAGGAUUUCCAAAAACGUAUUUUGGUGGCAACCAAUCUUUUUGGACGUGGUAUGGAUAUAGAACGUGUCAACAUUGUAUUUAAUUAUGAUAUGCCGGAAGAUUCUGACACUUACCUUCAUCGUGUUGCAAGAGCUGGUCGUUUUGGUACCAAAGGUUUGGCAAUAACAUUUGUUUCUGAUGAAGCAGACGCCAAAAUUUUGAACGAAGUGCAAGACCGAUUCGAUGUCAAUAUCACUGAAUUACCGGAUGAGAUCGAUCUAUCUUCAUAUAUUGAGGGACGAUAAGAUGUUUAAAACAUAGUAUUUUUACUGAAAUGGGAUACUUCGUUGUAAACCUACCACAAUGUAGAAUGUAUUACUCAAAUAAAGAUACAGAUAUAAAAAUUUA
Bactrocera oleae (olive fruit fly) is the source of this 1697-nucleotide messenger RNA. The record is from RefSeq and is a predicted model, not a curated record. Lineage: Eukaryota; Metazoa; Arthropoda; Insecta; Diptera; Tephritidae.